AAGCCUAAAAUAGUCACUUUGGAUUUUGGAAUGGGUUGUGCCAAAAUUAGGAAAAACAAUUGUGUGCAAACUACUGCAAAUUGUCUUUUUUUCAACAACUCCACUCCACCAGUGGCAUAAUGGGGCAUCCAUGGGAGGGGUAGUAGUAGUACAGUAGUAGACAGUUAUCUUCCUGUUCUUGAUUGUGGACUGUGGUGUAUGAAAGAGAGAGAUGAUGAGUGACGGAGUUGCAGCAAGAGUGAGUUCAAUCUUCAUAUACCCAAUCAAAUCGUGCCGUGGAAUCUCCCUUUCUCAGGCACCCCUCUCCUCCACUGGAUUUCGAUGGGACCGACAAUGGAUGGUUGUGAAUUCCAAAGGUCGGGCAAUCACCCAAAGAGUUGAUCCAAAGCUUGCGCUAGUUGAAACUGAACUGCCAAACGAGGCACUCUCUCAGGGCUGGGAACCAAAUGAGCACUCAUAUCUUGUAAUUAAGGCCCCCGGCGCUGAGGCACUGCAAGUUCCAUUAAGCAAGCCUUCUCUUGUGACAACGGUUGGGGUUUCAGUGUGGGAAUGGUGUGGCUCUGCAUUUGAUGAGGGAGAUGAAGCAGCACAGUGGUUCUCCAACUAUCUUGGAAAACCCGCUCGGCUCGUGCGCUUUAAUGAAGCAUCAGAAACAAGGCCUGUGGAUGCCAAUUACGCCAGUGGAUACAAAGUUAAAUUUUGUGAUGGGUAUCCAUUUCUAGUGCUAUCUCAGGGGUCAUUAGAUGCGUUAAAUGCCCUUCUCAAGGACCCAAUUCUGGUGAAUCGUUUUAGACCCAAUAUACUUGUUGAUGGGUGCGAAAAAUAUGCGGAGGAUUUGUGGAAGGAGAUCAUCAUAAACAAGUCCCCCUUCUAUGGUGUUAAAUUAUGCAGUCGCUGCAAGAUACCUACAAUCAAUCAAGAAACAGCAGAAAUGGGGAAGGAGCCAACUGUGACACUGACGCAGUUCCGUUCAGACAAAGUGUUGCUUCCAAACAGGAAACAAAAGGGAAAUGUGUUUUUUGGACAGAACAUGGUUUGUGCCGACUCCCUUCGCGAAGGAGGAGGAAGGAUAAUCAGAGUUGGUGAUCCUGUUUAUGUCAUCAAAGCAGUGCCAUCAUGCACUGAAGCAGCAGCUUGAAGAACUCUCUCAUGUUUGUGUAAUAAUAAUAAUAAUGCUCUGUAAUAAUGAUUAAUGAGUUGUACUUUCAUAUAUUUCCAUGAGAUAGUAUAGUGAUCAGUGAAUGUGUAGAGGCCCUGCCCCUCGUAGUGUAUGACGACAAUAAAUAAUACCCUGGGUG
Messenger RNA from Cuscuta campestris, 1298 nucleotides. The record is from the annotation of a GenBank genome assembly. NCBI's taxonomy places the organism in Eukaryota, Viridiplantae, Streptophyta, Magnoliopsida, Solanales, Convolvulaceae.